Messenger RNA from Paecilomyces variotii, 1602 nucleotides. Its product is annotated as Inosine/uridine-preferring nucleoside hydrolase domain-containing protein. The record is from RefSeq and is a predicted model, not a curated record. Gene Ontology annotation, cellular component: cytosol. Gene Ontology annotation, biological process: purine nucleoside catabolic process. NCBI's taxonomy places the organism in Eukaryota, Fungi, Ascomycota, Eurotiomycetes, Eurotiales, Thermoascaceae. Gene Ontology annotation, molecular function: purine nucleosidase activity. The transcript is spliced from 5 exons. The coding region runs from base 265 to 1401 and encodes 378 amino acids.
UCGAAGCUCCCCGGAAGUUGAUAAGUGAUGAUAAGUCACUUUAACGGCUGCGGCUCUUCCGCUCCCCGGAGCCUUCCCCGAACAGGCAUAGUAGGGCUUAGGGUUGGCGCUGUUAUCGAUAAGCCCCCCCCUUAUCGCGCCAUACUGCACCUCAAACCAGUCAUCAAGUAUAGUUAACUAUAUCAACACUGCACAGGUCAAGUCCCCCCGGGAGCACAGGGUAGUAAGAGAAGAUUCCCAUUCAUUCAAUUACCUCUAGAAACCAUGUCUUCACUCACAAACGAGGCUCCCAUCCCUCUGUGGUUGGACUGUGAUCCUGGACACGAUGAUGCCUUUGCCAUCCUCCUGGCCAUCCAUCACCCAUCUCUGAAGCUUCUCGGAAUCAGCACCGUUCACGGUAAUGCAUCGCUCCAGAACACGACCGCCAACGCAGGCAGCGUGCUCGAAGCCCUCGGAAGGCCAGAUAUUCCCAUCUAUCCAGGAUCGAAGAAGCCCUAUUCGAGACCCGCUGUUUAUGCUCCCGAUAUUCACGGAAACACCGGUCUCGACGGCACCGACCUGCUGCCAAAAGCAACCGUGCCCCCAGUAACAGACAAGAAUGCCAUCCUGGCUAUCCGUGAUGCUAUCCUAGCGGAGCCAAAGGGAACUCCAUGGCUCGUUGCAACUGGAACCUUGACGAACAUCGGUUUAUUGUUUGCAACCUUUCCAGAAGUCGCGGAGCAUAUUCAAGGUCUGAGUAUCAUGGGUGGAGCAGUUGGAAAUGGAUUCACUGAUGCUCCUAUGAGUCGAUUGCCUGGUGAAGAGGCACGCAUUGGAAAUACCACGCCAUGGGCGGAGUUCAACACUUAUUGUGACCCGGAAUCCUCGCAAUCGAUCUUCUCCAACCCCAUCCUCGCACCAAAGACAACUCUCAUCGCCCUCGACUUAACUCACCAAGUCCUCGCCUCGCCCACCGUCCAGUCCCGCAUCCUGACCGGCACAGACGAUCUCUCAUCCGAACCGACCGUCCUCCGCCGCAUCCUCCACGCCCUAGUUACCUUCUUUGCAUCAACCUACGAAACCGUCUUUGGUCUGGACGUCGGCCCACCGCUGCACGACCCCCUCGCCGUCGCAGUGAUCCUUUCGAAUCUGAACCCAUCGUUCGCCAAAGCCCAUCCAGACAAAGCGCUCAAGUUCAACGACAAGGGAGGAGAACGCUUCAUCGUCAACGUCGUUACGGACGGCAAGCAUGGGACAGACGUCUCGGUGACAGGACAGUUGGGGCGGACGGUCGUUGAGCCAGCUACGGGUGGUGGUGGAGUGGCUAUCCCGCGCGGUGUUGAUCUCGAUGCAUUCUGGAGCAUGAUCACUGAUUGUAUCCAGCGCGCGGAUGAGUGGAAUGCUGCUCGUGGUAGGAAGUGAGAUAUGUUAUGUACCUGAUAAGAUGAGACGCGGUGAGGUGAAUAUCCGGAUGGUAUUUGGGAUAUGCUACAGUCCUUUUAUGGCCUUGGUUUUGGAUAUGUGAAUAAUGCCAUUGCGUACUUAGACUUAGAUUGCGUUGAUGGUGGAAGUUAGAUAGACUGUGCUGCAUAUUCGAUGUGAAUGGAUGAUAUAUGCACAUUA